CCCACACUCUCUAAUGGCGGACAAUCUUAUCAUGGAACAUCGCGAGGAGUCGUUAAUUUCUCCGAUCACUGGUCUCCCAUCUCACAGACUCGCUCAUUUCCUCAAACCCUCGAUUACCUCACCGGAAGUCUUCGCCGCCGCCCCUUCUCUGGUUCCAUCUACCGCCGGAGCAGAAAAAUCGCCUCUGAAGUCCGCUUUCGUCGGGUGGAAAAUAACGCCGAAGGAGUGGACGAAAUGGGUGGAGGACAUGAGUUCCUCGCAUCGAUCGACGUGGGAGAGCGCCGGGAUUCUCGACGCUAUAAUGAGCUCCACAAUAACAAUACACCGAAACAAGGAUCUCAUCUUCGGUUUCCUUGAGAAAUGGUGCGAGACCACCAACUCGUUCGUUUUCCCAUGGGGAGAAGCUACUGUGACGCUCGAGGACAUGGCGGUGCUCGGCGGAUACUCUGUCUUGGGGGAGAGGGCUCUGAGCGCUUCCGAAAGAGGGGAAGUAGGGGAAGUAGAGAAGAAACUGCGGAAAGAGCGGUCGAUGGUUUCUAGAUGCAAAUCGAAGAAGCCGAUGGUGGGGCCAUGGAUGGAGAAAUUCAUGGGGAGCCAGAGCGAGAUCGAGCACGAAGCCUUUCUCGUGUAUUGGCUUUCGAGAUUCGUCUUCCCCAUUGCUUCCGGCAUUGUUAACGUAGAUAUGCUGUCCAUCGCCGCCCGCUUGGGUCGAGGGGCUAAAAUAGCUCUCGCGCCGGCGGUUCUCGCCGGAAUCUACCGGUCCUUGAGCUUGCUCAAAGCCGGCGUCAAUUUUUAUAGAAAAUCAGAGGUGGAGAAUGGCGCUGCUGUUAAUAUUUCAGUUUCGGCGCCAUUAGCGAUUGUCCAGGUCUGGAUAUGGGAGAGAUUCCCCAGUUUAAGCCCGACGCCGACGCCGACGCAGGUUGGGCUGAACAAGCGGAGAUUGUGUAGGUGGGGGGGUUUAAAGAAAGUGAAGGCGGAGAAUCUGUUGUCCGCCAUUGAUGCAGCUGGAGCAGAGUUUCUGUGGCGGCCGUACAAGGAAAAUGGCUUCCCUGAGAAGCUCUUCAAGGAUUGUGGAUAUUGGGCUUCAGUUGAUUCAGAAGCCGACGAGGACUUAGAAGGUUUGAUCCGCUGCUUGAGGACUAGCGAGCUCGUCGGACUUGGCUUCGACGCGAAUUCAAUAGAACAGUAUCUGCCACACCGCGUGGCAAUGCAGUUUGGACUCGAUCAGGACAUUCCGGGCCACGUCCCCCGAGUAAACGUCGACGCAAACAUUGCAUGGGCCGAUUUCACUAGACCGGUUAAAGAGUCGGAGCUUUAUAUACCCGGGCGCCUAUCCGAGCCACAGUGCACCAUCCGCUACGCGGAUUGGUGGAAAAAACUGAACGGGGGAUUCGUCGGUGUAAACGUUGAGGACGACGACUUUCCUCCGCCGCCCGGAUUCCCACCUAAGGGGAAGGGAAUCGUGGUUAAAAGGAAGAUUCUUGACCGCUCGAGUGGCAAGACUGUGGAUUAUUACACCCCAGCUUCUCCCGGUGGCUCUGCUCUGAAGAAGCGGAAUGAAUCCAAAGAGCCUAAUUCUGGCACGAAUGAAUCGGAAAAAGCUUCGGACCAAGUCUCCGGCGACUGCAGCCACCGCCGGGACGAUGAAAUGCACAGGAAGGACCCCUCAUCUUUUAGAGAUGAGGAUGUGGCUGAGCCUGGUGCAUCCACAAGAGUAGACGCGGGAGAAGAAGCAGGGGAUGCGUGGAAGGUGAAGAUGAUGGAGGUUAUCAUGGAUAGAAAUUGCCGGACUCCGGUGGAGAGCAGCAGCUUGUCCGACGCGGAAUUCGCAGAGCGAGUAGAACAGCGGAUUGGGCGGAUGGAAAGGCUGGUGGCUUCGCUGAAGUAGAACAGAAGUGAUCU
Messenger RNA from Andrographis paniculata, 1902 nucleotides. RefSeq lists its product as uncharacterized. The coding region runs from base 14 to 1888 and encodes 624 amino acids. Lineage: Eukaryota; Viridiplantae; Streptophyta; Magnoliopsida; Lamiales; Acanthaceae. The record is from RefSeq and is a predicted model, not a curated record. The transcript has a single exon. Gene Ontology annotation, biological process: meristem maintenance; meristem development.